CGUUUCUAUAGCAACGCAUAACACACUGGCGCGAGCAAGUCAUGGUCCGCAUCAGCGAGGAUCUGAUCCGCCGCAGAGCAGAACACAAUAAUGGGGAGAUCUUCUCCCUGGAGGAGGUUGCCCUCCAUCAGCAGGACAUCGAGAGGAUCGAGCAUAUCGACAAGUGGUGCAGAGACCUCAAAAUCCUCUACUUACAGAACAACCUCAUCCCUAAGAUAGAAAAUGUGGGCAGACUAAAGAAGCUGGAGUAUCUAAAUCUGGCUCUGAACAACAUAGAAGUCAUCGAGAAUUUAGAAGGCUGUGAAAGCUUACAGAAACUAGACCUGACAGUGAAUUUUGUGGGUAAGCUGAGCAGUGUGGAGUCUCUGAAGCAGAACUUUCAUCUCAGAGAGCUCUACCUGGUGGGAAACCCCUGUACUGAAUUUCAUGGAUACAGACAGUAUGUGGUGGCAUGUCUGCCUCAACUACAGUGGUUGGAUGGGAAAGAAAUCGGGCGAGGUGAGUGUAUUCAGGCCCUGCAGGAACUGGAUGCAGUGAGGAGAUGUGUUUUAGAACAGGAGGCGGAUUAUAUAGAGAAAAGAAAGGAACAGAAAAGGAGUGGUUUGAAGGAGACAACAGAAAAGCAGGAGGAUCUUCAAAUAAAUCAAUUGCUCUCUGAGAACCAAAAUGGGACCCAUCAGAAUCCAGAAUCAAGCUCCAAGGCUCACACAGACGCCGAGGAUAAAGAGAAGGAAUUUUGGGAAAAGCCGUGCCCAUUCACACCAGAAUCCAGACUAGAGGCCCAUCGCCAUCUGGAGGACAAGAGGAGGGCCAAAGAGAAAGAGAGAGAGAAGCCUAAAAACAAAACCCUCAGAGCUCUGAUCACUGCAGAUGGACGAGUGCUGAACAUCAACGAGCCCAAGUUGGACUUCAAUCUCACUGAGGAUGAGAACAACUGCAUGCUUUUGGAUUUACAUGUUUACAGACUGUGUAAAACCUGUCCUUUAAAACCCAUUCUGUUAUAUUUGUGUUUUUUGGAGGCAAUUGGAGAGAUUAAACCAAAGAAACCUACUGCCAGGCCGACCAGUGUUACCAGUAACCAGAAUACCAGGACAGAGACCAGGCCAGCGCCAGGGCGUGAAUUAUUGGAGGUGGAUGCCGGUCUGGUUGGGAGUCUGGCCAACAUUGUUCCCAAAGGAAAUGAGUCUUCCCACAAGUCCCUGCAGCUCUCUCAGCAUCCCCAGCGCUGUGGCGUCGAGGAGAGGUCUGUGUCAAAGGACUUCGUGGACGAUCCAGAAGUGCCUCCACUUAUGUGAGCGAGACAGAG
Molecule: messenger RNA, 1306 nt
Organism: Sinocyclocheilus rhinocerous
Lineage: Eukaryota; Metazoa; Chordata; Actinopteri; Cypriniformes; Cyprinidae
Product: protein tilB homolog
Exons: 10
Coding region: 42-1295 (417 amino acids)
Biological process (GO): outer dynein arm assembly
Cellular component (GO): cytoplasm
Molecular function (GO): protein binding
Source: RefSeq, a predicted model, not a curated record